Messenger RNA from Sclerotinia borealis F-4128, 1122 nucleotides. NCBI's taxonomy places the organism in Eukaryota, Fungi, Ascomycota, Leotiomycetes, Helotiales, Sclerotiniaceae. The record is from the annotation of a GenBank genome assembly.
AUGUUUCAAAUCACUGGAGUGGCUGACAGCUAUAAUGAGGGCGCUAGAGAAGAUCUCGAGAAAAUCUUUGAUGAAGACAAUGAAGAUGUUUCAGCUGAAGAAAAUGAUGAAGACGAGGACUCGAGCAGAGAUUUCGAAGACACCGCUUUUUCUAGUGAAUAUUCGGAGAGUUCUGGAGAGGAUGAAGACGCCGAAGAUGAUUCCGAUCUGGAACACGACGAAGACACCGAAGAGACCGAAGAUAAUUCCGAUCUGGAAGACGAAGAUAGUGGAGACGAGUUGGAUAUAGCAGAGGUCGGAGAAGAAUCUGACCUUAUCAAAAAAUGGGGCAAAUCUAUAGCCACGCACUGCGAGUAUGAUCCUCGUGGGCUCUAUGUACUUCUCAUGUCUUUCUACUAUCGCUCUGGCCCUCGAUUCCAGCAACUAAAACUACCCGAGAAUUACUCUGUCUCUGACACCAAAGUAGUAAAUCAGUUCCUUCAAGCUCUUCCUAAAUUGGCGGAUUUGACAGCUGGGAUAUUGCAAAACAGUCUCCAACAAAAUCACCCCGAGCCAGCAAUCAAGUUGGCAAACUGGAUACACUCCACGUUUGGGAGAAUGUUCUCUAGUGCGCCUGAGUCUUUGAGAAUAGCUGGAUUUUCUCAUAACACAAGUCAGUUCAUAGUCCUCGAUCCACCAAUAGAUAUACAAAAACGUUUCGACGCAAAUGUGAAACGCCACAAGGGACUCACAUCGGUGCGAUUCCACGGUACUUCGAUAGCCUCGCUACAUUCUAUCCUCCAUGAUGGAUUCAUGAGCGAUUUCAUUUGGACUGCAGACAGCCAGAUCAUAUCAUGGGGUUAUGCUUUCAACGGGCCUCGUACUCUAAAGAACGUCGUUCAUCCGCUAUAUGACUACGGUGUGCUACUGGAUCUGGAGGUGGCCGGUUCGGUGACCGGUUCGGUGACCGGUUCGGUGUUAGGGGGGAUCACAUGUGUUCCUCAAAGAGAUUAUGGUAUUUAUAUGGUUCGUUAUAUCUUUCUAUUGCCUCCGAACGCUCAACCACCGAGAACACCAGCAACUAUUCAGUCAGCGAUGAAAGCGGCCUAUCUAAAAUGGCCAAGUAGACGAGAUUGGAGUUGA